ACUUUGCUCUAGGGUUUUUGUGCUCGGCUAUGGCGGCCAGGAGCUCCCAGGGUGCGACGCGGUUCUCCGGCAAGACUCCAGAUUACAAGUCCGACAAAGAGCAAUGCAAGGAUCUGCUCAGGAGUUUUGUGGAUGCCGAUGGGCGGAUGAAAUAUCUGGAGAUGCUGCAACAAGUCGCCAAUAGAAAAUUGCGCUCGGUGGAUAUCUCUCUGGAUGACUUUUGUAAUGUAAGAUGUCUGUCGUUUGAUCGUUUUCUUGUUCUUAUUGUCUCUCUUUGCCUUCUCCAGGAUUUUGACGCUGAGAUGCUGGUGCAAAGAAUUCGGACCAACACAAAGCGCUACCUUGGAUUGUUUGCUGAGGCCAUAGAUGAGAUUCUACCCGACCCCACGGUGCCUAUCGAUGUGGAUGACGACUAUGAAGUGCUCAUGCGACAAAGGAAUAAUGAUCCCAGUGAAAACGCUGACAAUGCAGAUCCACGUCAAACGCUUCCUGCCGAGAUCAAACGAUACUUUGAAGUACAUAUUACAGCUCUCACCAGUGAGAAGCCUCGAGCGCUGAGGGAAGUCAGAGCGUCUCAUAUUGGACAACUUGUCAAGGUCAGAGGCAUCGUUACUCGUUGCUCGGACGUGAAACCAUUGAUCCAAGUAGCUGUCUACACAUGUGAAGAAUGCGGGUUUGAGAUAUAUCAGGAAGUUACUUCCCGCACGUUUAUGCCGCUGCUGGAAUGUCCUUCUACGAGGUGUCGUACCAACAACGUCAAAGGGAGGCUUAUACUUCAGCUCAGAGCAUCCAAGUUUUUGAAGUUCCAAGAGGCCAAGAUCCAAGAGCUAGCUGAGCAUGUCCCUAAAGGCCACAUACCACGAUCCAUGACCAUCAAUAUUCGUGGUGAACUGACUCGUCAGCUCGGGCCUGGAGACUUGGUAGAGAUAUCUGGGAUUUUCCUCCCAGUUCCAUUUACCGGUUUCCGGGCGAUUCGUGCAGGACUCGUAGCAGAUACGUAUCUGGAAGCUAUGUCCAUAAAACAUACAAAGAAACGCUACGAAGAAUAUGUGCUUAGUGGAAUUGAGCAAGACACAAUCGAAGCGCUUGCUCAAGACGGGCAAAUCUAUGACAGGCUAUCCUUUUCCAUAGCUCCGGAAAUUUUUGGUCAUGACGAUGUCAAAAAAGCAUUGCUUUUGGUUCUUGUUGGAGCACCAACGCGCCAUUUAAAAGAUGGUAUGAAGAUACGAGGGGAUUUGCAUGUUUGUUUGAUGGGAGACCCUGGAGUUGCCAAGAGUCAACUUUUGAAACACAUGGUAACCAUCGCUCCUCGGGGAGUUUAUACCACGGGUCGGGGUAGCAGUGGUGUUGGUCUGACAGCUGCAGUGCACAGAGACCCCGUUACAAACGAGAUGGUCCUUGAAGGCGGUGCAUUGGUUUUGGCAGAUAUGGGCAUUUGUGCUAUCGACGAAUUUGACAAAAUGGAUGAAACAGAUCGAACAUCUAUCCAUGAAGUGAUGGAGCAACAGACUGUAAGCAUUGCCAAAGCUGGCAUCACAACUAGUCUAAAUGCUCGGACCGCUAUCCUUGCGGCAGCAAAUCCAGCAUGGGGACGAUAUGAUAUGCGACGCACGCCGGCAGAGAAUAUCAACUUACCACCGGCAUUGCUUUCCCGAUUCGAUUUAAUGUGGCUCAUUCUAGAUCGAGCAGACAGAGAGAUAGACUCUGCAAUGGCAACACACGUUCUUCACGUGCAUACACACGGUGUACCGCCUCCUACUGCUGGCAAUCCGCUGGAACCAUCCAUGUUAAGAGCUUACGUCGCCAUGGCCAGAAGAGUCGUCCCUUUUGUACCGCGUACCUUGACAGAAUAUAUUUCCAGCGCCUACGCAGCUUUGCGCCAAGAGGAGGCCCAGAGCAACGCACCGCAUUCUUACACUACCGCACGGACUCUGCUCAGCAUAAUGAGAAUAUCAGAGGCAUUGGCGCGUCUCAGGUUUUCCACCACGGUGGUCCAGAGCGACGUUGAUGAGGCACUGAGGCUGAUGCAAAUGUCCAAGUUCUCGGUGUAUGCGGACGACCAGAGAAAGACCGGGCUGGAUCCAAUCUCCACUAUAUACACUAUCAUUCGCGACGAAUCGGCAAGGCUGAGGACCUUGAGGCUCAAGUAUGGAGAUGUGCUCAACCAGAUCUCAGUCAAGGGGUACAAGGAAGCUCAACUCAGGCAAUGCUUGGAAGAGUACGCGGCUCUCAACGUCUGGCAACUCGAUCCACAAACUCUUGACAUACAGUUCGUGGACGUAUGAGCCGUAUGAGAUAAGUAUAUCUUGAGGAAAGAGUCUCGAUGGAAGAGAAGGUACUGGCACAACCAAAUGGAGGCUGGAAAGAUCGAGGGAACUUUCACGCACUCCACACGCUGAAUGCGCUGCGUGCGUUUAGCCACUUAUCAACCAAGUUGCCGUGGUGCCUCUGGAGGACGUCUUUGAGGCUCUCGGUGUUGUUCACCCACGCCAGUCCCUCCUUGGUGUAGCUCUUGGCGUUAAAGUUUGAGUUUUUACCUGGUGGCCAUGAGGAGAAAGAUGAAAAACGACGUCUCGCUAAUGGCGAAGCCUUUGAUCUUCUUCUCCGCCAGCAAGCCGACGAGCAAGUCGAGCUUCUCCACGUCCUCGCCGUAUAUCUCCCUCAGCAAGGCGAGUGUUUGUUUGUCAUCGGUGAGAUCCUCCCACUUCUUGAUUGGAAUCAUCAACAUGUUUCUCCGAAAGGCAUUGUAUCUUGCAACUUUUCUUUCGCGAUCACGGUAAACUGGGACAAAAAUUACAGAGAAGCAAAGAUAAGAUCGAGGACAACAAGCGUCUGGCAAGAACAGAACUUACUCUCGAGGGCGGCCAUGUCGACGUGAUUCGGCCGGUUUAUGCCGUCGGUUCCAGUCUGGGGAAGGUCCCUCAUCCACUGCGGAUAGUUGAAAAGAACGAGCGCCCCACAAGCUUGAUGCCCAAGCGACGCGAUCAUUCUCUCGUUUCCAAUGCUACCCAGCGUUUUUUCUCCCUCACUUCCAAUGAGCUCGAUCAUGGGAAUUCUAUAGAGCACAAGAAAAAGUUUAGUCAGGAGUGGUAAAAGAAAAAAAAAGAGAUGGAGGUACCUCUUUCCAGUGGCUCGAGGAGUCUUUGUUUGUU
This is a messenger RNA of Selaginella moellendorffii, 3152 nucleotides long. Its product is annotated as DNA replication licensing factor MCM7. Gene Ontology annotation, biological process: double-strand break repair via break-induced replication; DNA replication initiation; DNA strand elongation involved in DNA replication. The transcript has 15 exons. The record is from RefSeq and is a predicted model, not a curated record. Bases 30 to 2285 code for a protein of 751 amino acids. Lineage: Eukaryota; Viridiplantae; Streptophyta; Lycopodiopsida; Selaginellales; Selaginellaceae. Gene Ontology annotation, cellular component: MCM complex; nucleus. Gene Ontology annotation, molecular function: single-stranded DNA helicase activity; ATP binding; single-stranded DNA binding.